Molecule: messenger RNA, 1431 nt
Organism: Diabrotica balteata
Lineage: Eukaryota; Metazoa; Arthropoda; Insecta; Coleoptera; Chrysomelidae
Source: the annotation of a GenBank genome assembly
AUGGUCGUAAGGAAGUUCUUUCCCGGUAGUGCGUACAGGGGGGAGACUCAAUGGCCACAGAUUAUGGCGGUACUCAUUGGUUCACUAUCCGGACUCACAGAAGGCUUAUUGUUCGCCUGGAGUUCACCGUUCCUCAUCAAAAUCACCCACGACAAAGUUAACUAUGACAUCUCAGAAGAACAAGCUUCAUACUUCGUCACAAUCCAACCGCUAGCCAUGAUGGCCAGCUCUCCCAUCUUCUCUCACUUGUGCGAUGUGAUAGGAAGAAAGAAAACCCUAAUGUUAAUCAGUAUUCCUCAAGUACUAAGUUGGGUAUUAGCUGGAGUCGCAAAGAACGUGUAUGUGUUUUAUGCUGCUCGAGCCUUAGCUGGUAUGGGCAAUGCGUGCUUUUACUCAGCGUUUGCGAUUUACAUAGGUGAAGUGGCCAAUCCCACUGUUCGAGGAACCUUCGGCAACUCCAUAGCUUUUACUUUUUAUCUUGGUGACUUCUUAAUUGCCGUUAUUGGUAGUUAUUGGUCUGUACAGCUGACUUCUUGCGUUUGUGUAACCUUACCAAUUUUGUUUUUGAUACUGUUUAGCUUUAUGCCAGAAUCGCCUUAUUGGCUCGUUAUGAAAGGUAAAGAGGAAGAAGCCAGAAAAUCUUUGAAAUUUUUAAAAAGGAAAGAACACAUAGAUGAAGACUACAUCCAACUUAAGAAAGACGUGGAGAGGCAGAUGUCAGACCAAAAGGGCUUGAAAAGCUUAAUUAAAACCAAAAGUAGCAGAAGAGGUUUACUGGCAUGUAUAUUCCUCAGAUUUUCUCAGCAAUUAGGUGGUCUUAAUGUGUUCAUGGCUUACACUCAGUUUAUUUUUCAUAAAUCUGGUAGUUUCUUGAGUGACACUAAAGGCGCACAGAUUUACACAGGUCUAAACUUUGGAUUUAAUAUUAUAGUGUCUAUGUGUGUCGUUGAUAGGCUUGGUAGACGAAAGGGAUACAUUACAUCCCUACUGGCAACUGCUGUUGUAUUUUUUACCAUGGCCACUUACUUCUAUUUAGACGAAAAUGUAGACAUAGACGUCAGUUCCUUUAAUUGGAUACCGCUGGCCGGUAUGGUUUUAUAUUUAAUAUUUUCUUCUUUCGGAAUGGCAGUUAUUCCGACUUUAAUGUUGGGAGAGGUUUUUUCGGCGAGACAAAAAGCUAACGCUCUAACCAUUUUGCUAUUCGUGUUUGGUAGUGCUGCUUUUAUAAGUAAUCAACUCUUCUACUACCUUAAUAGCCGUGUGGGCUUCUACUUUCCGUUUUAUUUCUUCUGCGCUUGUAAUAUCGUGUCUAGCUUUAUUGCCUAUUUGAUCGUUCCUGAAACAAAGGGGAAGACUUUGGAAGAAAUUCAAGAGGAUUUGAGGGGACCUAAUGAGAAAGAAAAGGAAGUUGAAAUUGAAAGUAAAAUUUAG